This is a messenger RNA of Ailuropoda melanoleuca (giant panda), 391 nucleotides long. RefSeq names its product ribosomal protein L38 (gene RPL38). Gene Ontology annotation, biological process: protein-RNA complex assembly; translation. Gene Ontology annotation, cellular component: cytosolic large ribosomal subunit; ribosome. NCBI's taxonomy places the organism in Eukaryota, Metazoa, Chordata, Mammalia, Carnivora, Ursidae. The transcript has 5 exons. The record is from RefSeq and is a predicted model, not a curated record. Bases 135 to 347 code for a protein of 70 amino acids. Gene Ontology annotation, molecular function: structural constituent of ribosome.
CCUUUGCAGACACCGUACCUAGUUUCCUUCGAGGGCGGGUUUAACUGCCCGGAAACGGAAGUCUCGUUCUUUUCCAUCCUUCCUUCUUGCUGCUUGCUGUGCCGGCCGCGCGCUCCCCUGCGCCCCUCGUAGCCAUGCCUCGCAAAAUCGAGGAAAUCAAGGACUUUCUGCUCACGGCCAGGCGAAAGGACGCCAAAUCUGUCAAGAUCAAGAAAAACAAGGACAACGUGAAGUUUAAGGUUCGGUGCAGCAGAUACCUUUACACCUUGGUCAUCACGGACAAGGAGAAGGCAGAGAAACUGAAGCAGUCCCUGCCCCCGGGUUUGGCAGUGAAGGAGCUGAAAUGAACCUGGCCCACUGAUUUGAACUAUAUUAAAGUUUUAAAAAAAUU